UUUUGAAGAUCUCCAUUAUUCCUUUGGAGAAAUAUAUUCUGCCUUUCCCAAAUUAUUUCUUUCUCUGGAUUCUUCCCACAAAGAAAAGAUGCUUCCAACAUACCUUGCCCUUUGCUGCCAAAAGGAAAAAAAAAAAAAGGCAACAUUGAAAAGAUGAAGCUAAAUAACUGCCCCCCCUCCAACGCACAUGUUCUUGGGAACAAACUUAGUUGAACUCACUGCAUUCAGGUUUUUUUUUAAGUAGCUUUGCACAGAUUUUAGUCCAAAAGGAAUUUCUCUUUUGCUUCUAUUAAAUUUCUUCACCGCGAAAGAAAAACAACUCCAGAGUAAAGGCAUACUGUAGUAAGAAUAUAAAUCGUCCUUGAUUUUCUUUUAACGCCACCUUCCCGAAUUGUAGAGUUCUCCUUUUUUCCGUCUCUUGGCUGAGGUUGCGCCCAGUCCAGCUGACAAUGCGGGAACUUUGCCCUUUAUAUGCAAUGCUAACCUUGACGUUACAAUCCAUAUAAGUCGGCCUCGCAUUUCGCUCCAAUAUCGGCGCCCUGAAACUUGCAGUUGCAAUUCCCAAGGUUUUUUCACGCCCGCGCAGUGGGCUGAUUUUCCCCAUCGAAAGAGCUUUGCAGGAUUAUCACACGCCGUCCCUGGCUGCUUCUGUGUAUUUUACCAGCGGGAGGGACUUAGUCAGCAAAUCCUGCUCGGAGGAGCUUUAGCCAAUGAGGAACCUCGCCCUGCUUGCUAGGGGGGCUUCGGAGUUGGCGCUGGACGCCUGCAGAAAUGCGAGGCGGUUCUUUUGCUGGGGCUGCUAGCAAAAUGGGGUCCGGCAACAGAGGUGGUGACUUAGCUCGCUCGGCAAUUGGCGGGAUUCCGUAGAAUGCAUCCAUCAUGUAGCCUCGCCUGCCCAACCCCAUGGAUCGAGAGGACUGUUUACCCCACACUUUUGCAUAAAUACAUCUUUGCCGCUGGAAGAUGAAAUGCUUUUCCCGCUACCUGCCUUACCUCUUCCGACCUCCGAACACCAUCCUCUCUUCCAGCUGCCACACAGAAGGGCAGAGAAGCAUGUUAGUCUCAAUGCAGCUCCCCUUCCCUCCUCGCCGCUAAUCUCAGUCGUGGUGGGGCGAUGAUGGAUACUUGCCUGCCUGUUCUCACUUCCCACAAAAGUAAGCCCGCUGUCAAUGGAGGAGGACAUUGAUACCCGCAAGAUAAACAACAGUUUCCUGCGCGAUCACAGCUAUGCAACAGAAGCUGACAUUAUCUCGACAGUAGAAUUCAACCACACAGGAGAAUUACUAGCGACAGGGGACAAGGGGGGUCGUGUUGUAAUAUUUCAACGUGAGCAGGAGAGCAAAAAUCAGCCCCAUCGCAGGGGAGAAUAUAAUGUUUACAGCACAUUCCAGAGCCAUGAACCUGAGUUCGAUUACCUGAAGAGCUUAGAGAUAGAGGAAAAGAUCAAUAAAAUACGAUGGCUCCCACAGCAGAAUGCAGCCUAUUUCCUUCUCUCCACCAAUGAUAAAACUGUGAAACUAUGGAAAGUCAGUGAACGAGAUAAAAGACCAGAGGGCUAUAAUCUCAAAGAUGAAGAUGGACGCAUUCGAGAUCCCACCACAAUUACCACACUACGGGUACCUGUGCUAAGGCCCAUGGAUUUAAUGGUGGAGGCAACUCCCAGAAGAGUCUUUGCAAAUGCACAUACCUAUCACAUCAAUUCCAUCUCUGUAAACAGUGACUAUGAAACCUAUAUGUCAGCAGAUGACUUGAGGAUAAACUUAUGGAACUUUGAAAUAACCAAUCAAAGUUUUAAUAUUGUAGAUAUAAAACCAGCAAACAUGGAAGAGUUGACAGAAGUGAUUACAGCUGCAGAAUUCCAUCCGCAUCACUGCAACACCUUCGUCUAUAGCAGCAGCAAGGGGACAAUAAGAUUGUGUGACAUGAGAACGUCUGCUUUGUGUGACAGACACUCCAAAUUUUUUGAAGAGCCUGAAGAUCCAAGUAACAGAUCUUUUUUUUCGGAGAUCAUCUCUUCAAUUUCUGACGUAAAGUUCAGCCAUACUGGGAGAUACAUCAUGACCAGGGAUUAUCUCACUGUCAAGGUGUGGGAUCUAAAUAUGGAGAACAGACCUAUUGAGACAUAUCAGGUUCAUGAUUACCUCCGCAGCAAGCUGUGCUCCCUUUAUGAGAAUGAUUGCAUUUUUGAUAAAUUUGAAUGUGUAUGGAAUGGGUCAGACAGCGUCAUCAUGACUGGCUCCUACAACAAUUUCUUUAGAAUGUUUGAUCGCAAUACCAAGCGUGAUGUGACUCUUGAAGCCUCAAGAGAAAACAGCAAACCCCGUGCCAUCCUGAAGCCUCGCAAAGUUUGUGUUGGGGGCAAAAGGAGGAAAGAUGAAAUUAGCGUGGACAGUCUGGACUUUAGCAAAAAGAUCCUGCAUACAGCUUGGCAUCCUUCAGAAAAUAUAAUAGCAGUGGCCGCAACAAAUAACCUGUAUAUAUUUCAAGACAAGGUUAACUAGGAGGGAGAAAGGAUGCUCCUUUGGGAAUCUAAUAUUCUGGAGAUUAGCAAACAAAAGUUUUUUUUAAAAAAAAAUUGUCCUGUUUUCUUCUUCUCGUUUUGUUUUUUGUUUUUUGUUUUUUUUCAUCAUUCCUCUGCAGACACUAACUGUGUAGAGGUAAACUCUCAGAUUCCAACAUUUAUUGCUUUCCCCCCAAUAUAAAGAAAUUGGAUGGCAAAGCAAAUUAGGAACAGUUGAAUUUUAAGUAAUUAAAGCGACCAAGCUGCUACCACAACAGUGAGCUUGAAAUCUGUAUGCUUUCAUUUCCCCAGUAGUUACUGAUAAAUUUAAUUCCUUUACAAAUAUAAUUUGUAAUCUAGAACCAAAGUAAGAUUACUAAAUUAUAUUUAUGAAAAAAGAAAACAAAACUCAGCCAAGGCCAUGAAACAAAGAUGCAUUGGAUUAAGCUAUCUCUUUUUUUAAAAAAAUUACUUGGAGAUUUUUCUUUUGUUUUACAUUGUUUGGAAACAGGAAUUAAGAUACCCGUUGGUUCAUUUCUUGUAAUUGAUCAUUUACCUUUUUAAAGUGGUGUGUUCCUUUUAUUAACUCAGGGCCUUUCCAGAUGAUCAUUUAUUGUGCGCAUUUACCACACAAUGAAUGUUUUCCUGUAACUCAGUUCUUGUGAGAGAUAAAUCUUUUUUUUUUUUUGCCCCAGAUUGCACAUUGGAUUAAAAAUAACAUAACAACAUAAGGUUGCAGCCUGUAAAAACACCAUCUUCAGGUUUUCACCCCUUCCACAAAGGACUCACUGCCUUGAAAGUGCAGUGAAGUCUAGGUGCACAACUCUCAUUGUCACCUGUUGAGUAGUGUCUGUGACAUCAGAGGUGACCUAUGAUCCGUCUUCACUUUGACCAUGUCACUAACUUACUUACAUUAGGAAUAGAUGAAGACCAUUAAAGCCACACUAACCCACCUAAGGCUUUCUGACUUCCUUCUCUUUGUCUUCUUCCUUUACCUAUACUUCUGUUGAUUCCGGGUCCAGCAUUGAUGCAACCGUCCUUUUUUUAAACAAACAAGCAAAAGCAAAAACAAAAAACCCAAGACUUAUUUUUUAAAAUUUAGGAAUUAGGUAAACUUCCCCAGUGAUAUCCUGCCCUAUCCCAUCCCACUCAGCAAAGAAGAGCUGUUUCCCUUCCACAAAUGCAAAUUCUCUUUUCACUGCAUUUGGACAGGAGACUGCACUAUUCUUGCUGAAUGCAGGCUAAUGUAACUUUAUUCUAAAGGCCAGAAAGCCCCAUUUUCUUAUCUGGAAAGAGCCUCAGACAGGAAAAACAAAGGCAAGUCAGAAAGACCAGGUUUGCCGCAGGAACAUUUUGACUCGUCAUUCAUGAAAGGGGCAGGAAGGCUACCACUAGCUGCAACCUGCCGUCACAAUUCCCCACAAAUGGCCUCUGAUGGAUUUGGCUGAGUCAAUCCUUUGGUGCCUUUUGAUGGUAUUCAAAAUACCUUAAACGCAAUGCUUCCAAAAUGUGGUAUUUGCAAACCAAAUUGAAUCUGAGCUUUCUUCUGCAAUUCCUGCAAUUUUAUUUUGUUUUUGUUUUUUGUUUGUUUGUUUGUUUUAAAUGUUUUAGUUCUGAUUUGCUUUGGAUAAGAAAACUCAGAACAGUUCUCUUUUAAUCUCUUGCAUGUCAUAAAUAUAUAUGUGUUGAUGGGGCAGACCCCUUUUUUCUUCUAGUCGUAUAUUUUUUAAAGUAUUGUUUGUUUGUUUAUUUAUUUAUUUAUACCGUCAUUUUUUUCCCUUUCUUUUUGAGAGAGAAAAAAAGAACUCUUUAGUUAAAACUGUAUGGCUUUUAAAAGAACUCAAACAAAAAUAACCACCAAACCAUCUUGUAAUGCUAUUAUUAUUAUUAUCCUUAGCACUCGGCUGCUUUUCUAAGAGAGGUUGCCCAUAGAUGGGCAGUAUGAAGAUUUAACUCAAAUAGCUCUUCAUCUUUGCAUGGUAAACUGUCCAGUUCUAAUACAAGGAUAAUGCCGGUCCUGCCUUCAUUUGAUCAGUUUGGGAGGUAAAAAAAAGUGGGGUGGUGGGUGGGAUUGGAGGGGGAAAAAAUCAAAUAGCCAAUUCUACAAAAAAUAAACUUAAUUCUUUCUCUAACAAAGGCAGGUAUUAGAAGAUCAAUGUGCUUUGCAUUUUUCUGAUUGUAAAAACUUUUGUGAUGGUUGCGGUGAAGCAUACAAGAAUUCCCGGAUACGUUUUUUGGUAGAAUGAUUGAAAAAAAAAAACCACUUUUUUUCCUGAUCUGGGCUACCAAGGCUUUCACUUUAUAAAUGAAAUUGUGACCACAGAUUUAUGAAGAAGAUAUCACAUUUGUGUGGUUAUCCAGAACACUACAAGGGAGGGGACAUGAAAAUCCUGGAAACAAGAGGAAGUUUAAACAUUUGGAACCAAAUUUUUUCACUAAUAUACCACUUGCAACCUUGUCCUCUCUUCAUAAGACUGAUGAGGACAUGGUUACAUUAGUGGUUUUGCCUUGUUUGAAGGAGUGAUUACAGGACAAAAAGUAUUUGUGGCUUAUAAACUUAUGGCAAGUAAACGGCUUUCAGAAGUAGCCUCUUUUUUGUUUAAAGAAAAAUGAUUUAAAAAAUUGAUGGGUCAUUUUUCUAUAAAAAGAAACAAAAAUAACAAGCCUACAUUCUGGUACCAGAAGAAGCAUUUUUGCCCAAGUUGCUCUGAUGUGAAGCUACCCAUUAUUAAAUGUUGAGCAAUUCAGUUCAAAGGUCUGGCUGAACCCCAAGCGUUGUCUAGAUCAGCCUUCCCCAAUCUGGUUCCCACGUUUGAAGAGUGGCAGUUUGGGAAAAGCUAAUUUAAAUAUAGAACUUCUGACAUCGUUUAAUCUCACAUGUGCUCCUAUGAAGAGAGAAUAAAGGUGAUGUGUUUUAUGGAAAGUAGUGUCUUUGCUGAAUGCCAGAGUAAAUCGAGCAUUUAGCCAUCUUUGGAGCAGCGCUCAGACAGCAUUGGUUAAAGGGCAGUCAUCCCUCAAGGUUUGUCAGCCAAAUCUGGUAUUAUUUUUAUUUACUUAUCAUGUUUUAUGGCCGUUCAUCUAGGAGUUUGGGCAGUGUACAAAAGUAAAAUUCUUAUAAGGAAGUCAGCGAUGGCGUAUCAAACAUAGUUAUGAACCAGAGAAGGCUAUGGAUGUUUGCAAAGGGUUCCUCGCGCUCUUUGAUUUUAGUUCUUCUCACUGUAUUAUAAACUACUGUUGAAUCUCUUAAGCAUUUUAAAAUACCUCAUCAAACACCGCACUGCUCCUGUUAGAACAUUAUACAUCCAACUGCCUGGAAAGAGCUUACAGGAGAAUUCUAUGAUCCAUAUUAUGCAUGUAUUCCCUGGGUGGUCCUGUUGCAAUGUAGUCAUUCACAUUGUGUUUCAUCAUGCACAGUUGGAUCCAGAUUGCCUCAGAUUAUCUUUUUUCUUUCAAGGGUACCCCGGAGAGCGUAGCACACAGAAACACUCAGGGACCAUGAAGCUGUUAAAUUAUUGGACUAGGGUGUUAAGGAUUUUGAAAAUCAAUUCACAUUUACUUUUCCUUCCUGUGAUAAUGCCCAAACUUGGUAUAGAGCAGGGGUCUUCAAACUUGGCUGUUUUAUGACUUGUGAACUUCAACUCCCAGAAUUCCUCAGCCAGCGUGCCUGGCUGGGGAAUUCUGGGAGUUGAAGUCCACAAGUCAUAAAAGGACCAAGUUUGAAGACCCCUGAUACAGAGGACCUGGUCCUUUUCCAUAUGCUGGCUAAAGAUAGGGCUUAACUUUUUCAUUUAUUAAAAAGGUUCUUAACAUCAGGCACAUUCAACAGAGAUAGUUUACAAAUUAAGUGGGCAUUUCUGGUACCGUUGAGCGCAUGUGAAACCCAAAAAUCUGCUCCAUAGUGUAUGAGAUUACAACAGAUGAGGACAAACAAUAUUAUCCCACAGUGUACUAAAGGUCUUCAGCUUUCUUGAUGCUUCAAAGAAGCAAAAAAACUAAAAACAAAUCUGGAAGAGGAAAAAAAUACCCCAGGUUGAGAAUGUUAUGCCCUCCAAAACAUGCAAGAUAGAAGAUUUCUUGUAUACUAGAACAUCAGCCUAGAAUACAUCACAGGUUCGUGCUUUCCAGAUGCUUCAUGUCUGCAACUCUUAGAAGACGGUGGAAUCUAGAUAUUCAAGAUGUUGGACUCAACCUAACUGGAGCUGCCAUAUUAUAGAAGAUGCCUAAAAAAAUGGCCUGGAGGAAAGAAUCAAUUGAUCUGGUAUAGUCAUAUGUCUGAAGAGCCAUAAGAAAGCAGAGGAUAAUCCCAGAGACUAUGAUUAUGGUUCUUAAAGCUAUAAAUAUGGUUUCUAAGAGAAACCUGUCAACCUAUCACCUAAGUGAAAGACUAUUCUUGUAUGGCAGUAUUAUAAAACCUCAUAAUUUCAAAUGGCUCAUGGUUGUUGUAAUUAUGUUUACGUUUGACUACUAGCUUUGUUUGUUUUAAGAAUUUCAAGUAAUUUGAUAAAAACUGGUGAAACACAAUGAAGACUUUUGGGGGUUUUAAUAUUGUGUCUAGUUCACAUACUACUAUAAUUUAUAUAGAAAAACCUGUUAUUUUUUGCUUUAUUUCUUGAAUUUAUUCCCAAAAUAACACUCAAGCCCACUAAUAGUAAAAAAUAAAGUGGGGACAGUUAGAAACAGGAUAAAAAUGCUCUGUGGUUGGUGAGAGAAGGUUAUGAGGAACAAGCUUUCUUGUUCUGCCUAUGAUGGCAAAAACAUAUCUCUUUACUGUUGAAAAUUUUUAUCUGGAUCACCUUUGCACCAGAAACUCUAAUUUAUAAUUACAUAAAUGAAUUAUUCUUGGUCUACCAAGUACAACCCCAACAUAUUUGGGGUGCAGCUUGGCUGAUUUCCUGAAUACCUGCAACAGGGCAACAGAGAUCUUCAAGAAGUGUAUUAUGGAGACACGUGGAUGGUUUUGCUGGCUGUCUUACAAAAUGUGGGAGAACAAUGUGGCAUGAUUCCUUGUUACAAAUAGGCAUCCAUAAAGACUCCCCAAAUCAUAACAAGUCACAGUCAAUACUAAGUUCACUGAAGCAAGAAACAUUUUUCAUCCUAGUUAUAACCCCAACAGCCCAGCCUCAGCACUCAAUAUUUCCCAUAACAAGGCUAUGUGAACCUGUGAUCUAAAUCUCUGAAAAUGAAGAGACCAAAAUUUCCCCUUUGAGUUUGUUGGGGCCAGUUUCCUCAAGUCCCGCAUCAGGAGUGCCUUUCUAAACAACUCGAGAUCGACAGUUCUAAUUAAUGGGGUUGCCAGUUAGCACAUUUCAUUGGUGAAAGAAGUUAAUUGUAGGUUUCUCUUGUGUCUUGUAUUCAUCUCCUAAAAGAUAGAAAUUUGGUUUCAAUGUAUCAGGAAAAAUGAAGAUUAAUAAAUGAAACCUUCUCCCA
Crotalus tigris (Tiger rattlesnake) is the source of this 7927-nucleotide messenger RNA. RefSeq names its product protein phosphatase 2 regulatory subunit Bbeta (gene PPP2R2B). Bases 1170 to 2501 code for a protein of 443 amino acids. Gene Ontology annotation, biological process: peptidyl-serine dephosphorylation. Gene Ontology annotation, molecular function: protein phosphatase regulator activity; protein binding. Lineage: Eukaryota; Metazoa; Chordata; Lepidosauria; Squamata; Viperidae. Gene Ontology annotation, cellular component: cytosol; protein phosphatase type 2A complex. The transcript has 10 exons. The record is from RefSeq and is a predicted model, not a curated record.